This is a messenger RNA of Symbiodinium sp. CCMP2592, 7725 nucleotides long. The record is from the annotation of a GenBank genome assembly. Lineage: Eukaryota; Dinophyceae; Suessiales; Symbiodiniaceae.
AUGUCCAAACCCACGUGGGGCAAGUCCAGCGAAUAUGUGCUCGGCGCUCUCGUGCUGGGGCACUCGAUCAAGCGGAGUGGCUCCAAGCAUGCGUUGGUUUGUCUCUAUGCCGACGACGUGCCUCUGUCUUGCGUACUUCUGUUGUCCAGAAUUUGGGACUGCCGGCCCGUGCAGCAUAUCGCGGUGGCGGCCGACAAGCUGGGAAACUCCUCUCCAGGACAUCGCUUCGCAAAGGUCUUCACGAAGCUGCGUUCCCUGGAGUUGGUUGAGUUUGAGAAAAUUCUCGUGCUUGACAUCGACAUUUUCGUGCGCGGCAAUGUCGAUGAACUUUUUCAGUUACAAGCACCCGCUGCCAUGCGACGAGGGAUACACGGAUGGAAGGCACUGAAGACAGGAGAUACCCUGGAUGGGCGAGACUUCUUCAUGGGUAGGGAUUUCAGCGGCUGGUCCUGGGGCCAGGGAACAGGCAUAAAUGCCGGAGUUAUGCUCCUACAACCUGACCUCGACAUUUUUCACGAGAUGCUUGGUGAACUCUCAGAUCCCCAUCAUCCGGAGCACUGCGUGGGCAACGGCCCUGAGCAGGACUAUCUGAGCAGAUUCUGGGCGGAUGCGCCCUGGCGACACAUCGGUGUAGAGUAUAACUUUCAAAUCCACCAGAUGUUUCUGGCCCUCCAUCCGGACCGCGUGGCGAGCGCACACCGGAUACGGCUGCUGGAGGACCAGAGCCAAAUCAAGAUAGUGCACUUCUCGGGUGAUGACAAGGCAAAGCCUUGGCGACGCAUUCUCGACGAAAGCUUGUCUUCCUACUGGCCAGACAGGGCAAAGGAUGAUGCCUUCCUGUCUCUCUUCUUCCAAGAGUUUCAGGGCUACUGGCUCUGGGUGAAGCGAGACUCUGAAUGGCUGAAGUCCUCCAAAGAGGACCCGCAUCGUGGAUGGGAGUGCGCCGACCUGCAGAUCAGCGAUGGGCAAAUGUACAGGCAGCCUGCCGAUAGCGAUGCCCCUGCUGUUUGUGUGACGCUGUCCCCAGAGGUUGAGAAGUCGGUGGAUGGUUUCGUCCGCACUGUGCUUAAUGAGUGGUUCGAAGCCCUCGGAGAGUUGGAGGCGGAUUUGGGCUUGAACCUCCAGCAGGAGUUGCCAAGGUGCUUGAAAACUGACGAGCUGGCAGAGGGAGCCGAAGGUCAGCCUGCUGCUGAACCCCCGAUCACUUUUGCUCGUGAUAGCUUGUUCACGUGGAAACGAGAUGCCGGGUGGUGGACGGAGGAUUGGCCUGCGGAACCCUGCUUCAAAGCUACAGUGUUGUGCAGUGCUGCAGAUGCCGCGAUCUUUGUGACGUUUCUCGAGGACGGCGUGGCGACUCUGUGCGCUUGUCCAGAGAAUGCUUCAGGCAUCGCACACGACAUGGCGGUUGUCAGCAAGAUGGCCCGCCGGUCAAAAGGCUGUGUGGCGGUAGGUGGCGCUGUGGCUGCUGCCCUAGUGGCAGCCCCCAGCUUCCUUGUUCCCGGACAGGAUGUCCCUCGUCAGAUGCAGCUGCAGACGCACCAGGUGGCCAGCACAGCUUCGGCUGGUGACAAGGACAGGAACCUGAACAUGUCAGCCGCAGGUGCCAGCGCCGUGAGCAUGGGCGCAGUCGCUGCUUUGGGCUCACGCCGCACAGCCAAGCGCGGGCCGGCCAAGCGCAAAUCCACAGUGGCUGCUCGCUCCACCGAAGACGAUCGUCAGGGUCCCGGUCCUGAAGGCCUUCCAGAGCUCGUGGCCUUGGCUGAGCAGCUUCUUCGACAGCCCGAGCCGCAGCAGGUGGCUGUCCUGGUCCAGCGGCUUCAGGCUUUUGCUGCUAGCGAGCUCCGCCGAGGUGCAGUGCUUUCGGCCCCAGCUGUCAGGGCCUUCGUGAAGGUUGCAGAUGCCGGCGAGUCGCUGCGAGGUGGCGCCGAAAAGCAGCUUCGCUGGGCGGCCGGCGCUGCCGCAUCGCUUCUUUUGACUUACAGCGUCAGCCUGCAGCCGGCCGUGGCCGCGGAUGCUGUUAACUAUUCCGAUUUCAUGGAGUCCGUCAACCGUGGUGACGUGGAGAUGGUGCGUGUCCAGGAUGACCAGCUCUCUGCGCAGUACACCACCAAGGAUGGAGCUCGUCACGAGGUGAACUUGAUUCCCAACGCACAGCCGAUUGAGGACAAGUUGUUCAACACUCUUGCAGAGAAGAAGGUGGAUGUCGUCAUGCAGAGCCCUGGAGCCAACAGUGGCGGGCCUUUGGACUUCCUGGCACGCUUCGCGGGCCCCGUUGCCUGGCUGAUUGCAGGACUUCUCGUUCUCUUCGGAGGUGCUGGCAUGGGAGGACCCGCAGGACCUGGUGGCCCAGGCGGAAACCCGUUUGAGCUCGGCAAGUCCAAGGCUCGGAUCAUCAAGGACGGGGACACCAAAGUGAAAUUCGCAGACGUCGCAGGAUGCGAUGGGGCCAAGCAGGAGCUUGUGGAGGUCGUCGAUUUCCUGAAGAACACCUCGCGCUACUCCGAGCUCGGCGCCAAGAUCCCCAAGGGUGCUCUCUUAGUUGGGCCACCGGGUACGGGAAAAACGCUGCUGGCAAAGGCAGUGGCCGGUGAGGCGGGCGUUCCCUUCUUCAGCAUCUCGGCAUCGGAGUUCGUUGAGAUCUUCGCUGGGAUUGGCGCCUCACGUGUGCGUGACCUCUUCGAGCAGGCGAAGAAGUCAGCCCCCUGCAUCAUUUUCAUCGACGAGAUCGAUGCGGUGGGCCGCCAGCGUAGCGCGGGCUUCGGCCAGGGCAACGACGAGCGAGAGCAGACAGUGAACCAGCUGCUCACGGAGAUGGAUGGUUUCGAAGCGAACAAGGGCGUUGUGGUAAUUGCGGCCACGAACCGAGCCGACAUUCUGGACCAAGCCUUGGUGCGGCCAGGACGCUUCGAUCGCCAAAUUCAGGUGGAUCCUCCCGACGUCCAGGGCCGCUCCGAAAUCUUGAAGGUCCACGCCAAGGGCAAGAACCUGGCGCCUGGUGUUGACCUCGCAGCCAUUGCCCGGCAGACACCCGGCAUGUCUGGCGCGGACCUCGCCAACCUCCUCAACGAGGGUGCCAUCGUCGCGGCGCGCCAGAACAAGGCGGAGAUCGACUCCGACGACAUCUUCAAUGCACUGGAGCGCAUUGCGAUUGGCUUGGAGAAGAAGGAUGCCGUCAUGUCCGAGCAGAAGAAGCGGUUGGUGGCAUACCACGAGGCCGGUCACGCCAUCCUGGGUGCACUGAUGAACGAUUAUGAUGUCGUGGCGAAGAUCAGCAUCGUUCCCCGUGGGCCUGCCGGCGGAGUCACGAUCUUCAUGCCCUCAGAGGAGAGGCUCAAUUCCGGUCUUUAUUCGAAGGAGUUCCUGGAGAAUCGCAUGUGCGUGGCGCUGGGCGGGCGCCUGGCCGAGGAGAUCAUCAACGGCAGGGAUAACGUCACCACCGGUGCGUCGAACGACUUCCAGCAGUGCACGCAGGUGGCGAAGCAGAUGGUGAUGUCGCUGGGCAUGUCCCCGGAGAUUGGCCAGCGGCUCCUCGGAGGACAGCAGGGUGGUGGCCCUUUCAUGGGCCGCGACUUUAUGGGCCAGGGUGCACCUCCCAUGUCUCAAGCACUCAAGCAGAAGGUGGAUGCCGAGGUCAAGCGCAUCGUGGAUGAGCAGUACGAGCGCGGCAUGAAGCUCCUGCGCGACAAUAUGUAUCUCCUGGAUGAGCUUGCCAAGCAGCUCAUGGAGGAGGAGAAGGUCUCAGGCGAGCAGCUGAUGAAGUUGAUCAACAAAGCAGCUGCCGCAGGAAAGCUCGUCAUGGGCAACACGAAGAUAGCAGUAGCCGCCUACACAGGUGAGGUGGUCGAGACAACAGCCGACGUCUCCAUGCCUCGCAAGACCCAGUGCUUGCAUCCGGACAAGCCGAUGAUGUUCGCUUGUGCCGACUGCCCUCGUCGCGGCUUCUGCGGCUCUACGCGUGCUUCGCCACAGGGUGGCAAGGCCGCUCGCAGCGCUGUUGCUCGGCUCGGGCUGGCAACGCCUGAGGCCGAGAGCCGGGAGUCCACCAGCGAGGAGGUCCUGCGCCGCGUGAAGGACAUGUCCGGCGAGGUCUCCACCGGCGUUGCGCUGCCCGACACCGUUGUGAAGCAUGCUGCUGUUCAGGUUUUGGCAGCUCUCGCUGCCACCUCAGCACCGUUGGUGGCCAAGGCUGACGAUGUGCCGGCACUGCAGUCCAUGGGCACCCCACAGAUGCAGAUGCAACAGCCGGGCGGCGGGGGAUUCGCCCGCGUCACGGGACGUGUGACCUACUCGCGUCUCCUGGAGUUCGCGGAUGAGGGUUCGCUGAAGCGUGUGGACUUCUACGACCUUGGGCGCACGGCCGUCGCCACUGUGUCAGGGGGUGGCCAGCUUGUUUGCGAUCUUCCAGGUGCCACCACAGGCCUUAUCGAGAAGCUGACAGGCAAGGGUAUCUCGAUUGAGGUCCAUCAACCGGAGAAGCCAAAUCCUUUAUUCAAUGUCCUGGGGGAUGUCGCCCUCCCGCUGCUGCUGAUCGCAGGCCUGCUGUUCCUCCGCUCUCGUGCCCCCGGUGGCGGUGGCAUCCCAGGCUUCGGCAACCAAGGCCAGGCUAAGAUCAUGAUCACGCCUGAAACUGGCGUGAAGUUCGAAGACGUAGCUGGCAUCGACGAGGCGAAGGAAGAGCUUAUGGAGAUUGUGGACUUCUUGAAGGCACCCGAAAGGUUCGUGAAGGUCGGCGCGAAGAUCCCUCGCGGGGUGCUGUUGACAGGCCCCCCCGGCACGGGCAAGACGCUGAUGGCCAAGGCACUGGCAGGCGAGUCCGGCGUGCCGUUCAUUCAGUCUUCCGCCUCGGAGUUUAUCGAGCUUUUCGUCGGUGUGGGUGCCUCGCGUGUGCGAGAUAUCUUCAAGCAGGCCAAAGAGAAGGCUCCUUGCAUCGUGUUCAUCGAUGAGAUCGAUGCAAUUGGUCGCCAGCGCGGGGCCGGCAUGGGUGGGGGCAACGACGAGCGUGAGCAGACGCUGAAUCAGAUCCUCACAGAGAUGGACGGCUUCGAGGGCAACAGCGGUGUGAUCGUGGUCGCCGCCACCAACAGGUCGGACAUCCUGGACAACGCUUUGUUGCGUCCUGGCCGUUUCGAUCGCCGUGUGCAGGUGGGUCUCCCGGAUGUCAAAGGCCGUGCUCAGAUUCUGGAGGUCCACGUCAAGAACAAGAAGCUCGACGGCGAGAUCACGCUUAUGGACAUCGCCAAGCGUACCGCCGGCUUCUCUGGUGCUGACCUGGAGAAUCUGAUGAACGAGUCAGCUAUCCUUGCAGCACGGCGCAACAAGAAGGCCAUCAGCAUGGAUGAGAUCAACGACGCCACCGACCGGGUCAUCGCCGGCCUGGAGGGACGUGCACUGCAGGACAACGCGGCCAAGAAGCUUAUUGCCUACCACGAGGCAGGACAUGCCAUCGUCGGAACCCUGCUCCCGUACCACGACCCCGUGAACAAGGUGACCUUGAUCCCACGCGGGCAGGCCAAGGGCCUCACCUGGUUCACUCCUGGCGAGGACCAGAGUCUUAUCUCUGCCGCCAUGCUGAAGGCCCGUAUUGCCGGCGCCCUGGGCGGACGGGCUGCCGAACAGCUGGUCUUCGGAACCGGCCAGGUGACGACGGGUGCCGGGGGCGACCUCCAGCAGGUGGAGCGCAUGGCCCGGGCAAUGGUCACCCAGUUUGGCAUGUCCGAGGUCGGCUCCCUUGCAAUCGAUGACGGCGGCUUCAUGGGCCCCGACUACUCGGAGGAGCUCAGCGAGAAGAUCGACCAGGCCAUCAAGAACAUCUCGGAUGAUUGCUACCUCAAUGCACUGAACAUCCUGAUGACCAACCGUGCGUGCCUAGAUCGCGUUGCCGACGAGCUGACAGAGAAGGAGACCAUGACCGGCGAUCGCCUUCGGGAGAUCAUCGCCGAGUACGCGGAGAUCCCUGCCAAGCUCGAUGCAACUGGCGCAUUGCGUUCAGCAAGCGUCUUCGCGAAGGUUGCCGGCGAGGACAGGGUGGAGGCAGAGGCAGCAGUGGUGGCCGCCUGGGCAGAAACCUUGGCACCAGGCACGCCGCUGAUGCUGGCUGUCUUCGGGUCCGAUGCCGCGCCUUGGCUCCUUUGGGCCUUCCACCACCUCGGGGUCCAUGCAGAGCGCGAGCUCUACAACCAGGCUCGGGAGAGCACACGCCUUGCAAAGAUCGAGGGCACUCCCAAGGCCAUCUUGGACUUUCUUGCCACCAAGCGGCAGGCCGCCAAUGUCGCACUCCUUCUGCAUGAUGCCAACUGCCCACAUUGCCGAAAAGCUUUACCGGAGCUUGACCGCGUUGCGGAGGACUUCCGGUCAGAAGGGGUACUCUUUGCGCACGCAGACUGCACCCACGGCAAGGGCAGCAUUCAGAACGAAUUCAACUUGAAAGGCUUCCCUGGCUUCCUGUUCUGGAGACAAAGCGCUCCUUUGGAGGACUUGGUGGAUCAAGUUUUCGUCGUAGACACUGACAUCGAUUUCAUUCUGCGUUCCAGCCGCCUAGCGGAGAUUGGCAAGGAGCGUGACGGUGCGCGUCGCGCGCUGGCUGGAGUGCAAGUCACGGUGAAAGCCACGGAUAGCAAAGACAUGACCGUUCAGGUGGAAGGCCCCAGCGGUCAGCUGGUGUGGAUACCACAUGAGACGCUGCUGAAGCAGGGCCGGCGUUUGCCCUACAGGCGGGGAGAUGGAGUUGCUCGAUAUCGCAACGUCUGGGAAAAGGAACCGAUGACGCAGUUCCUGAAGCGCAUGAUGCAGCCACUUGUCACAAGCCUCCCCAGCCCGACUUUGGCUUCGUUGGAUGGCGAAGGGCCAGCACUGCUGCUCUGUUCGCGCACGCUGACUCGCGGUUUCCUCGAGGCUGCUGUGACGCACCAGCUCUCCAUGAGGGCUUUCCAGGCUGCGGAGUGCCCCCUGCAGCCCGAAGCAGGUGAGCAGGUGGUGGUGUACGCUCCAGCGACCACACAGUGGGCAGCAGUGAAAGGGAGGGCAAGGCCUGCUGCGGCAGCGGCGGGACAAGAGGUGAUUCAAAACGACCACUCGUUGCUCAAGUGGGUGUCCACGCACCGGCUCCCUGGCAUUGCGAAGCUCGGGCUCAGCAGCGUCUACUUCUUUUUGAACUCGGGUCCCUCAGUUCUCAUAGCCGUGGACGUCACGGACCACGAAACAAACAUAAUGGCCGAGACAAGGAUCAAGGAGGUCAUGAAGCCGAAGCGGGUCGGCCAAGUAGAUGUGUACACGUAUGGCGAAGCAGACAGAUUCUUUGGUGUUGCUGAUGGAACACUGCCUGGCUUCACAUAUUUCGGCGUUUUGCCAAACCACCUUCCUCGCGUUGUGGUCUUUGACGAUUCCGAUCACUGGGUCGAGGAUGCGCACUACUUGACAGUGGAGAAGUUGCCCGAGCAUCUUCCACGUGUGGCAAGGAUGUGGAGAAUGAGCAGCACUCCUCGAGGAUAUGCCCUCUGGAUUGCCAAGAAAUUUGUGACGCUCUACCUCAAUGCGGACCGGACAGCCGGGGCAAUGCUGGGGUAUCCUGGGCGGGUCUUCGUUGUGCUGCUGCUGGCUGUGCUGGUGUGGGCCCAGGCACAUCUCGUGGUGUGGCUGGCACGCGCCGCCUUCAAUUUCUUUUACGACAUCGUGGAAGGUGAAGCGCAAGCAUCGGCCAAAGAGCAGGAGACCAAGAAGGACAAGUGA